AUGUCGUCGCUGUUGGAAAAGACGCGCGACUUGAGCAAGCAGCUCUCCAAAGCUGCUGCCAAUUCGCAGCCAGAUGAUAUGAUAAUGUUGCUCAAACAGCUCAAAGAAGUGGUGGAGCCAUCAGAGGAGUUGAUUCGCACGACCAAGAUUGGUGUUACCGUGGGAAAGCUGCGCACACACUCUGACAACCGCGUGUCUGAACUUGCUAAAGAUCUUGUAAAAUCAUGGAAAACGCAAAUUGAGAAGCAGCGACGUGAAGCAACGUCGAUGGACAAAUCCAAGAAGGAAGCGCAACCCGCCGAUACCAAACCUUCCACUACCACACCUAGCACCAAGUCAAUUGAUAUCAACUUUGAAGUCCUGAACGAUAAAGUACGCAAUGCUUGUCUGAAGCUAUUGUACAGCAGCCUUGAGCUACAAGAGGAUGCUGAGCCCAAAACAGUAUUUGCCUCUGCCAUGGAAAUCGAACAGGCGGUGUAUGCAAAAAUUGGCGGUGGCUCCAUCAACAAUGACUAUCGUUCUAAAGUGCGGAGCCUGAGCCUUAACCUUAAAGACAAGAACAACCCUGAAUUGCGCCAAAAGGUGUUGAAAGGAGAAAUCCCAGCCGAGACACUCGUCGUUAUGCGCUCAGAAGAGCUGGCAUCCAAAGUGCUGAAGGAGCAACAUGAGGCCCUUCGUCAACAGAAUCUCCAUAAUGCGAAGGGCGCCGAAGCGCAAGAGGCCGAGACGGACGCUUUCCAGUGCGGCAAAUGCAAGCAGAAGAAGACGCGCUAUUAUCAGAUGCAGACACGCAGUGCUGAUGAGCCCAUGACUACCUUUGUUACUUGCGUUAACUGCAACCACAAAUGGAAGUUCUCUUAA
This is a messenger RNA of Malassezia restricta, 861 nucleotides long. RefSeq names its product transcription elongation factor S-II. Gene Ontology annotation, biological process: regulation of mRNA 3'-end processing; DNA-templated transcription; transcription antitermination. The record is from RefSeq and is a predicted model, not a curated record. Bases 1 to 861 code for a protein of 286 amino acids. Gene Ontology annotation, molecular function: RNA polymerase II transcription regulatory region sequence-specific DNA binding; zinc ion binding. NCBI's taxonomy places the organism in Eukaryota, Fungi, Basidiomycota, Malasseziomycetes, Malasseziales, Malasseziaceae. The transcript is spliced from 2 exons. Gene Ontology annotation, cellular component: nucleus.